UUCGGGCGGCGCUUUCCCCGCCAGUCUUGUUUACAAAGUCGUCAACACACGUCAACUUCACCCACGUCAACCAUCCUACUGCAAACAAUACCUCACUUCCCUUUCAAAGCACAUACAUAACGAUCGCGUAGCUUCAUCUAACUCAAUCGCAUUAUUCAAAAUGUCUGGGGCGUCGACGUACUUGCAGAAGAUGAGGAAGGCCGAGUUGGUGGAGCUCGCUGAUUCCGUAGACUUCAAAGAAUACGAUGGCUUGAAGAAAACCGAACUCGAAGUCGCGCUUGAUGAGUAUCUGACGCAGAAUGCCUCGCAAUUCUCGAGCGAAACGCGACUUGCGCCCUUCUAUAAAAGAAGCUCCCCUGUGAAAAAGGAGCCAUCCACAUCAUCCGCGUUGGCAGAGAUUGACUCAAAAGUUAAGUCAGUCAAGCGAAGGGUGACGAAGGCUGCAGAGGAACUUGUUGCGACAGAUGAUUCGGAGGUUGAGCCGGCUACCACGCGCUCACGAGCUGCUUUAACUCGCACUCCUCGAGCUUCAGCAUUGUCAAAUCUGUCGUUCGCUUCAAGUGUACCUUUACCGCCCUCACCAGCCGUUGUCACCGACGCGAUUGAGCGUCACACACAAGCCUUGCGCUCGCAGGUUGGGCAACUGGUUGAGAAGGCCGGUUUCACGGAGACCGCCGAAGCUACGCGUGAAGCAUUGUCAACAGUUGUGACUGUCCAAAGCCUCGUUGUUGCUUUCGAGCUUUGGAAUCUGCGAAAGGAGGUCUUGGCUGACCGAUACGCGUUUACCAUCCCAUCUAUCGGGUUACUCGGUACCCAGCCAUACGACGUCAAAGUCCCUGAUCUGUUUCUGCUUCUGACCAGCUCAUUCUGGGGCCCUACCUCCCUCUGGGCCACCACCAGUCUCAUUAUACCUCUCGUCGCCGCUUACUUCUUCAAUCUGACUUCCAAGCCCUCAAGAGGUCGUCAAUCCGCACAUUUCAACUACACUUUUGAUCCAUUGACAUUCAGCAUUGUGAAGGCAUUGCUGACCUACGUCAUCUAUGGCCAGGAUGUGACUUUUGGCGGCUUGGUAGAUCUCGAGUAUGUUGCAAGAAUCAAUUCCGCAAUUUUCGGCGGCUAUCAGGGUGUGCUUGUCGGAACGGGAAUUGGAGCCUUGGUUACUCUGUAUGAGGCUGUUCUCAAAAAAUAGGCCCAUCUAAGAGCAAAUGCAUGCAAGUAUAAGCAAGAAGAUGGCCUAGUAUAUUUUGUAUAGGAUGCUUGAAUAGCGGCGUACGUGUUCUGGUCGUUGUUUUGGCCUUGGUCUCUUCUAUUGCUGGGCAAUUACUAUGACGUUGAGUUGGUGCGGCGAAGGGGGAAGACGCUUCAUUCACAUCAUUCGCUCUUCUCUCGCAGUUGUUCUUAUGCGCUGCACGUGGUCUCGGGAGAGGUCAUUGGAAGGCGUUAAGGCGUGGCGGCGAUGGGAUACCUUUUUGUGUUUACAGUUUUUGCUUUACUCUUUACGUGUAUACGAACGGGAAUGGAUUAAGGUUUUAGUUAUCUCGCCUUGAAAUAUUUAAUUCGCUG
Messenger RNA from Mollisia scopiformis, 1563 nucleotides. RefSeq lists its product as uncharacterized. Gene Ontology annotation, cellular component: membrane. Lineage: Eukaryota; Fungi; Ascomycota; Leotiomycetes; Helotiales; Mollisiaceae. The record is from RefSeq and is a predicted model, not a curated record. The transcript has 3 exons. Bases 161 to 1189 code for a protein of 342 amino acids.